Lycium ferocissimum is the source of this 2228-nucleotide messenger RNA. RefSeq names its product DEK domain-containing chromatin-associated protein 1-like. The coding region runs from base 232 to 1842 and encodes 536 amino acids. NCBI's taxonomy places the organism in Eukaryota, Viridiplantae, Streptophyta, Magnoliopsida, Solanales, Solanaceae. Gene Ontology annotation, biological process: chromatin organization; regulation of double-strand break repair. Gene Ontology annotation, cellular component: nucleus. The transcript has 11 exons. The record is from RefSeq and is a predicted model, not a curated record. Gene Ontology annotation, molecular function: histone binding; DNA binding.
AACCGGGAAUUCCCAAAAUUUAGAAAUUUUUUGUAGCCCCAAAACAAAAAUUUGGAGGUUCCUAACUGUUAGUAUUUUUAGCCUCUUCCAAUUAAUUCCAAAUGGCGCCCGCCUUUCCCACCUUAACAUUUCAAUUCUAGAUCUGUAACUUCAACAAUUCUCUCUCCCCAAAACUCUAAAAAACCCCAGUUAGGGUAGGGUUUUAUCACUCGUUUUGCUGUUUGCUGUUCCAUGGCGUCUGAAAAAGAAACCCUAGAUGAUAAGAAACCAGAUGAGGUGAUGGAGGAACAACAAGUAAAGGAAGAAGAAGAGGGAAAGACAGGUGAAGUAGAGGAAGAGGAUGAAAAGGGAGAGAAUAAAGAGGAUGAGAAAGAGGAAGCAGAGAAGGAAAAAGAAGAAUCAGAUGAGGAGGAGGAAAAGCUAGUGAAGAAGGGCAAAGGCAAAAGUGAGGGAAAGAAGAAGGAGAGUGAGGAAGAGCCUAAGACGCCAAUCUCAAGACCGACGAGGGAAAGGAAAACUGUGGAGCGCUAUUCUGCUUCUUCGGAUGCUAGAAGUUCAACGCCUAAGCCCAUGUCUAUUAGAAAGGGUAGUGGUACUCAGCUGAAGGAGAUACCAAAUGUGGCUUAUAAACUAUCCAAGAGAAAGCCUGAUGACAACCUGCAAAUGCUUCACUAUAUUCUUUAUGGCAAGAAAUCAAAGGUACAUAGUUUGAAGAAAAACAUAGGGCAGUUUUCAGGAUUUGUUUGGGUUGAAAAUGAGGAAAAACAAAGGGGAAAAAUCAAAGAGAAGUUGGACAAAUGUGUUAAGGAAAAGCUGCUGGAUUUUUGUGAUGUCCUCAAUAUUCCAGUGAGCAGAUCUGCUGCAAAGAAGGAUGAGCUCUCAGUGAAAUUAUUAGAAUUCCUGGAAUCUCCUCAUCCUACAACAGACUCCUUGCUUGCUGAUAAGGAACAGAUGGGUAAGAAGCAAAAGAGGAAGAGCAUAGCUACCAAAAGCACAGGUUCCUCGGAUAACACUAAAGUAAAGAAGCAUCAGAAAUCUGAAGUUGGGGUAAAACGCAAGCGGUCAUCAAAAACUGAGGAAGAAGAAGCUAAUGAUGAACAACCAUCAGACAGUGGAGAUGACUCUGAGAAUGAUGAUGAAGCUCCUAAAGAAGGAAGUGAUCAGGAAGGGAGUGGUUCUGAGAAAGAUGAGAAGCAAGAGGAAGAGGAAUUGGAAGAGAAACCCAAGAAAAAUAAGUCUAAUGAGAAGAUCUCUUCAAAGAAGAGUGUGAAGAAGGAUUUUGGGAGUAAAGCGGAAGAGAAGUCUAAGGCCAUGGGAAAGGGCAGCCCUGCCAAGUCCUUGAAAAGUUCAUCAAAAUCUAACCCUUCAAGUUCAGCUUCCAAGAAAGGUGCUUCUGCUGCUGAUUCAACAUCUAAACCCAAGAAAGAAAAAGCUGAAAAGAAAAGUAAAAAAGAAAGUGAAUCUGGGAAGGAAAAUUCUUCAAGCAAGAAAAAAUCAAGCAAAUCUACUGCAAAGGUUUCUGAAAAAGGAAAAGGGAAAAGUGUAAAGAAGGCCAAGGCAGAGCCUAGCAACGAAGAAUUGCAUGCAGAAGUAACAAAUAUUCUGAAAGAAGUGGAUUUUAACACUGCAACUUUAUCUGAUAUUAUCAGGCGACUAGGUAGCCACUUUGAUGUGGAUUUGAUGCACAGAAAAGCAGAGGUGAAGGCUAUAAUCACUGAAGUAAUAAAUAGCAUGAGUGAUGAGGAAGAAGAUGAUGAGGAACCAGAGGGUGAUGGCGAUGCAGAAAAAUCGGAAGGUGAUGACGAUGCAGAAAAAUCUGAAGGUGAUGACAGUGAUGCUUGAUUUACGAGUCAAGUAGAAAGAUUUGCUACCGAUACAAGCUUGUUAAUUGUUCUGAUUUGCAUGUUGUCCUCUGUAUAGACAUGUAAGUGAGAAGGUAUACUGUUAGCUGAAGGUAUGCAGAUAGUGGCCUCAAUAGGAUAGUUGUAAGAUAGGCAUUUCUGUAUUAGCUAAUCUGUAGAUGUAACCUUAGGAUUUCCUUACUCCCGUUGCUUGCUGAUAAUCAUGGGUUUUGAGCUUGUACUUUUUAUUUUUAGAACAAUUGCAGAUUGCCAGAUUUUAGAUAUGGUGAAUGACUAAGAUUUUGUAUCAUCUGUACUGCUGAAUAAAAAGAGAGAAAAAACCUUCAUAUGGCUAGAGGGUUUGUUCAAGAAUUGCUUAUUCCUAUA